Messenger RNA from Rasamsonia emersonii CBS 393.64, 2874 nucleotides. Its product is annotated as SacI domain protein. The record is from RefSeq and is a predicted model, not a curated record. The transcript has 3 exons. NCBI's taxonomy places the organism in Eukaryota, Fungi, Ascomycota, Eurotiomycetes, Eurotiales, Trichocomaceae. Gene Ontology annotation, biological process: phosphatidylinositol dephosphorylation. The coding region runs from base 1 to 2874 and encodes 957 amino acids. Gene Ontology annotation, cellular component: endoplasmic reticulum. Gene Ontology annotation, molecular function: phosphatidylinositol-4-phosphate phosphatase activity.
AUGCCUGGUUUGGUGAGGAAACUGGUCAUCUUCGCCGCCGUGGAUGGACUCAUUCUACAACCAAAUGGAAAUAGACACCGCAACGGCGACAACACACAGUGUCCAAUUCAGAUCGAAUACCGGACGCAGAAGAUCUCAGCGCGUCCAGCGACCCCAACGGGGCUUCAUGAGAAGAAGAGCGUAGGCUUGGAGGCCUAUGGUAUUGUCGGGCUCCUGACUGUUGCCUCCUAUUCGUUCCUCAUCUCCAUAACCCAGCGCGAACAGGUCGCGCAAAUCUUGGGCAAGCCCAUCUACGCGGUAACGAACGUCGCGGUUAUCCCCUUAUCUUCUCAGGCAGACGCGAGUCGCGCGAUACUGCAAGCUCGUGAGAACCUAUCUCAGGGAGAGAAAGGGCCGGGAGAGACUGCACCCGACGAUGCUUCUUCCCUCAGUGAAGCCGAGACCGAUGUCAGCGAGGAAAGCGCAGUGGCCUCCCCAGCAGAUGAGACAGAUCACGUCGAAGGCAGAAGUGACAUAGACAGUGGUAUCGCUGAGGAUGUCAUUGGAAAUAAGGGUAGGUAUGGGAGGUUUGUGACCAACUGGCUUUCCAGAAAGCGCUGGGGUCCUGCAGGCCCCUUCCUUUCUAGGCCGAAAACCGGCGCAGAUGCAGACAUGAAGGGUAAAAGCGUAACAGCGGGGGAGAGUUCACAGCCCAGUAUUCCAGACGUGAAGGAAGAGGCAGAAGCUACAUCCGCGGUUAGAAAGCUCGCAUCUGAGGUAGCGGCUGAGACUGCGACAACUCCUGAUCAGACCAUCGAUCUGAUGCCUAAACUCCUCCGAUAUACGAAGCUGCUUUUUUCAUCGAGCAACUUCUUCUUUUCCUACGAUUAUGAUCUGACGAGGCGAUUUGGCACGCAAGAUCCGCGGAGGUCUCAUCUACCCCUUCACUGCACCGUGGAUCCUCUGUACUUCUGGAACAGACACUUGAUGAAGCCACUGAUUGAGCACGUAAAUGGCGCCCAUGCUUUUGUAUUACCUUUGAUACAAGGAUUCGUUGGGCAGCGUGAGUUCACGGUUGCUUCGUCGGGACAACGAUGUGAAGAGGCUCCAAAAUCCAAUGAGACGGCAGUUGAAAGCCGGAUUGUGAGCGAAACACAGCAGGACUCAGUCCCAGACAAGAAUGACCACAAACGCAGUUUUCUUCUGACCCUCAUCUCUCGACGGUCUAUCCAACGUCCCGGACUGCGGUACCUCCGCCGUGGUGUUGACGAUGAUGGCAACACCGCCAACACUGUAGAGACAGAGCAAAUCUUGUCGACGCCAUCAUGGGACUCGUCGCACAAGGUGUACUCGCUACUUCAGCUGCGCGGGUCGAUACCGCUCUACUUUUCUCAAUCACCGUACUCCUUCAAGCCCACUCCCGUGCUUCAUCACUCGACUGAAACAAAUCAAUUCGCUUUUAAUCAGCAUUUUCGAAACCUGAAUAGAAGAUAUGGGAAGAUACAGGCGGUCUGUCUUGUCGAAAAGCACGGUGGCGAAGCCAAAAUCGGCGAGGCGUAUGAGACGUACGCUCGCACUUUGAACGAAUCAGGGGGGUUGGAUGGCUCUAGUCUAGGCUUCGAGUGGUUUGAUUUCCACAGCGAAUGCCGUGGGAUGAAGUUCGAGAAUGUGCGGCGACUUGUAGAUAAGCUAGAAAGCACUCUGGAUGAUUUCGGUGAGACGGUUGUGCAAGGUAACACUAUUCUCAAGGAGCAGACGGGAAUCGUGCGGACCAACUGCAUGGAUUGUUUGGAUCGUACUGGAGUCGCCCAGUGUGCGUUCGGUCAGAGAGCCUUGGAGCAGGAGCUGAAGAGCGAAGGGUUCGACAUCGACCUUCAAGGUGAUCCAUCCACGCAGUGGUUCAACACUCUGUGGGCUGAUAAUGGAGACGCGAUCUCGAAACAAUAUUCUUCAACUGCCGCGUUGAAGGGGGACUACACGCGAACAAGGAAGCGGAACUAUCGCGGAGCCCUCAACGACUUCGGACUGACGCUGUCCCGGUACUACAAUAACAUCGUCAGUGACUACUUCUCGCAGGCUUGUAUUGACUACUUGCUGGGGAACGUGUCGAUCCAGGUCUUUGCGGAAUUCCAGGAGGAACUGCAGUCCGCCGAUCCCGGGAUUUCGGUCCAAAAGCUACGUCAAAAUGCUAUUGAAACCAGUAGCAGACUCGUGAUUGGUGACCAGAGGGAGGAGCUCGUCGGAGGAUGGAUAAUGCUCAGUCCUCGUCAGCCCAAUACAUUGAGAACCUUACCAUUCGAGGAGUCGGUCCUUCUUCUCACCGAUGCUGCGGUCUACAACUGCCGAUUUGACUGGAACACGGAUAAGGUCCUUUCGUUUGAGCGAAUCGACCUGCGUUCCAUCAGCCAGAUUCGUUACGGGACAUACAUCACAUCGACCUUGACCGAUGCCCAGACCGACGAACAGCGGAAUGUCGGUAUGGUCAUCGUAUACCAAGAUGAUGAGACCAACGCUCUGCGAGUGAACACCAGGUCUCUCCAGAGCCUGUUCAAACAAGAUGUGCAGGACCCACCAGAUCCUGGCACCGAGUGGGAUCUUUCCUCCUGGCUCAAGCGCACAAGGCGUCCCAAAACUCGAUUUAUGGCGUUCAAGGCGCCCCCAGUCUCCAAUUCAGUGACUGCUAAUCAUCAGCAGAGUGUCCCAAUAAGCGAGCGGGACACUGUUCGGUCGAUCUGCCAGGAGAUCGAGCGUGCCAUGAUGUCUGCAGACGGGCGACCUGUCGAGAGCCAGUCGAUCAUCGAAGAGAAGGAGAUUAUCUCGUUGGCCGAGGCGAAGAAGAGAACGGGGUAUCUGGAGCAGCUUGUCUAUGAUGUCAAGAAACUGGUUUGGGCAUAA